CAAGGAGUGUCAGAUAUCACAGAGUUUUCUUCAGAAUCAGGUGACACAUUGAAAUUCUGUUGUGAUUAUUCAUAAUCGAAACCUUCUGGCUGGAUUAAGAAAAAGACGCUGAAGUCCGAAACUCUUGAAGAUAGGAGGAACUCCUUUUGAAUAACAGAGAAAUGGAUGCGGGGCCAUUUAGCAAGAGACAGUGGGCGACACAGUCCUUACGGAUCACAGCCAAAGAGCUCUCACUGGUUGGGGGUCGUGGCAAGAACAAUGCCAUCACUGAGCGCCUUUCCAAAUAUCAGAAAGCCGCCGAGGAGGCGAGCGCAGACAAGAAAAAAUCGUCUGUUGACAGUUUGUCCGUGCGAUCGGGAAACCUGAGUGUGCUGAAGAAACGCUGGGAACGACCGGCUCCGGAGAAAUCUGCUCUUCAGCUGAGCGUGGCUCCUUCUGUUUCCCGCAAACCCAGCAUUCGACCAGAACCACCUGCUUCCUCCAGCAAACCCGUGCGACAGCCCAGCCUGAGCCAGGAGCCGACGUCCCAUGAGAGACCUGCCCAAACAAAGGCAGACAUGGAGACUAAACAAAAGAAGAGGGUAGAAGAGAAGGAAGAAAACGAGUCUGCAUCCGAUCCAUUUUCUCCAUCUUCCCCUUUGGAGAAACCAGUCUUGCCUCUCAAUAACCGCAAAAUGAUGUUUGAAAAGGGCAAAAGCAAGGAGCAAACAGAAGUGAACAGCACCUCAGAGGACAUGGACACACAAAUGGCCAACAAAGGUACUUCCAGUCUGAAGCGCAGCGCCUCUGUCAGGGACCGCAUGGCGAAAUAUCAGCUAGCGGUCAACAGACAGGCUCCUGUUACUGUGCCACGCUCUGCAAAGCAGUCGGAAAGCGAGGACAGCGUUCCCGUCGUGGAUCAUAAGGAGAUCUCGCCUCCUGCUGGUGAUGGACAGACAGUGAAAACACUCCCUCCAUCAAAUUGUGCGAAGACCAAUGGAGAGCAUGUACACACAGCGAGCACUGCACACCCUGCGUCAGAGAGCAAGGACCCUCCUAAAGUGCUCAGGAAAUUUAAUCCACCUGUCCAGGAAAGAUGUGUGUGCUGCCAGCAGACGGUUUAUCCGGUGGAAAAACUUAUUGCCAACCAGCAGAUUUACCAUAAGACUUGCUUCCGCUGUGCCUUCUGUAAUACCAAACUCAGCUUGCUGUCUUACGCUUCCCUGCAUGGCAGCAUCUACUGCAAACCUCACUUCAGUCAGCUUUUCAAGUCUAAGGGCAACUAUGAUGAGGGCUUUGGCCACCGACCGCAUAAGGAAAUGUGGACACCACGAACAAACGACGAGGGACCCGAGGGGAGUGAAAACUCAAAGCCCUCCGUGGCAGAGCCUGUGAAGCCUACAGUACAACCAAAGCCCAAAGCGGAGGAGUCACGACCAGCCAAAUACACUGACGUGACUGCAGCUCAAGAGACCAGGAGUCAUGUGACCAGCUCCACGGAAAAACCACACACCACCUCUGUGGAAACCAGAAAACUGAGAGUCGCGUGGCCACCUCCUGCAGACAGUGAUGGAAGCGCCAAAGUCUCCAGUCCAGUCGCUGAAGGCGGGAAGAGCCCAACCAAGCUUUUCCGAGCAAAGUGGCCUCCGGAGGAAGAAGCUCCACCUGCUCAGAAGAGCUCAGAAAGAGCCGAACUGAGAAGCCUGAGGCGAAGCUCGUCUCUCAGAGAGCGCAGCCGGCCCUUUUCUGUGGCUCCAAGCCUGACAUUAACCAAUAAUCCACAGCAAGAGGUUCCUUCAGUCAGACGAGGCUCGCUGGAGGAGCUUCGCUCGCUGUCAAAGGCGAAAACAGACAAAACUGAAGUCAAAAUCCCAGAUAAAGAGGCGAAAAUCCCAGACAAAGAGGCGAAAAUCCCAGAUAGAGAGGCGAAAAUCCCAGAUAGAGAGGCGAAAAUCCCAGAUAGAGAGGCGAAAAUCCCAGAUAAAAAGACAAAGGACACUGACAGCCAAUUCAAAGAGGAUGCGGAGAGUCCUGUCAAGAUGGAGAGUAAGGAGAAGAUGCCCUCUUCCAUUCUCAAAGUGACACAACCAACCAAAAAAGAGGCUGGUCCCAAACAAACAAAUGAGGAGUCUCAGCCAAAACAAACAAAAAAAGAGCCAGAGGAAAUUCAGCCAAAACAAACUGAUCUACAACAAAGAAAUAAGGAGUCUCAGCCAAAAGUAACAAAAACAGAGCCCGAGCUACAACAGCAGAGGGGUUCGAAAGCUCGUGAGGAGAAACUGAUGAAAACCUCCAAGACUUUUCCUGAGCUCCAGGACACAUCCGCUCCACCCGUGGAAGAAAAAGCCCAUCGGAAGUCCCAGGACGUGGGCUUCUGGGACGGGGAGGAGGCCGAGGAGGCCCUGACCGUGGAGGAAAUGAUCAAGAGGAAUCGCUACUAUGAAGAUGAAGAUGAUGACGAUGAGGAGGAAGUGGCAAUAGUUUGACAAUAUAUGUCAUUAAUCCCUUCCAACUUUUAUUUAGUCUGAAAAUAUAAAUGGUAGAGAUCAGAAAAACCAACAUAAUAAAAAAAUACUUUAUUAUAACCAAGUAAGUGUGUAUAUAUAUAUAUAUAUAUAUAUAUAUAUAUAUAUAUAUAUAUAUAUAUAUAUAUACUGUAUGUGUGUGUGUGUGUGUGUGGUACUGUACAUCUUUUUCUCUGGACCUCUUUCAUAUAAGAGCUUGAAAGUAUUUUUUUUCCUUGCCAUUUAUGUUUUAUUUUGAUUGCUGUAUAAAAAUGACUUGUUUACGAAAAAGUUUUUAAAAAUCACUAUUAUUGUUUCUUAAUCUAAGAAUAUGUUGUGUUGAUCCCAGUUAAUUAACAAAUCUAAAGAAUCAUAAUAUUCUUAGCCUUUGACAGUUAAUCAGAAAGCCAAACACAUUUUGAUUAGUCUUCUAGCCCAUAUUUCAAAGCAUUUUCCACUGUUUUCAAGAUUAUUGGACAAUUACACAAUAAACAUUACCAAAACAUUACCAAA
Messenger RNA from Rhinichthys klamathensis goyatoka, 2996 nucleotides. It is a transcript of the gene lima1b, whose product is annotated as LIM domain and actin binding 1b. The transcript has 11 exons. Gene Ontology annotation, cellular component: plasma membrane; actin cytoskeleton. NCBI's taxonomy places the organism in Eukaryota, Metazoa, Chordata, Actinopteri, Cypriniformes, Leuciscidae. The record is from RefSeq and is a predicted model, not a curated record. The coding region runs from base 162 to 2465 and encodes 767 amino acids. Gene Ontology annotation, biological process: actin filament bundle assembly. Gene Ontology annotation, molecular function: actin filament binding.